Molecule: messenger RNA, 1301 nt
Organism: Pogoniulus pusillus (Red-fronted tinkerbird)
Lineage: Eukaryota; Metazoa; Chordata; Aves; Piciformes; Lybiidae
Gene: STARD10
Product: StAR related lipid transfer domain containing 10
Exons: 6
Coding region: 40-843 (267 amino acids)
Cellular component (GO): cytosol; intercellular canaliculus; membrane
Molecular function (GO): lipid binding
Source: RefSeq, a predicted model, not a curated record
CGGGGGGGGGGGCGGCGGUGUCCGUGCCGGGGGGGGGCCAUGUCGUGUCGCGACAGUGUGCAGGUGCCUGACGACAGCGAUUUUGGGGCGUUCCGAGCCCAGUGCGAGUCGGAGAAGGGCUGGAGCCUGAGCUACAGCAAAGGGGGGGUCGCGGUCUGGGUGCAGCUCCCCGAGCCCAGCGCCGCCCCCCACAAGAUCAAGUGCAGGAUGGAGUGCCGGGAGGUGGCACCGGAGACCCUCUACGAUGUGCUCCACGACUGCCACUACCGCCCCAAGUGGGACCCCAACGUCAUUGAGACCUUCGACAUCGCCAGGCUGACUGCCAACGCCGACAUCGGCUACUACUCCUGGAGGUGUCCCAAGCCCCUGAAGAACAGAGAUGUCCUCACCCUGCGCUCCUGGCUGCCCAUGGGCAACGACUACAUCAUCAUGAACUACUCUGUCAAGCACCCGAGGUACCCCCCCCGGAAGGACAUGGUGCGGGCAGUGUCCAUCCAGACUGGGUACCUGAUCCAGGGCACCGGUGCCAACAGCUGCACCAUCACCUACCUGGCACAGGUGGACCCCAAAGGGUCCCUGCCCAAGUGGGUGGUGAACAAGUCCUGCCAGCUGCUGGCACCCAAGGCGCUGCGGAGGCUGUACAAGGGCUGCCUGCAGUACCCGGAGUGGAAGCGGCGGCACCAGCCGCACCUCAAGCCCUGGCUGUACCCCGAGCAGUGCCAGCUGCCGCCCGUGGCGCUGGCCGAGCUCAGCCUGCAGCACGCAGACUCCCUGGACAACAUCGACGAGAGCAACGUGGACGAGCCCCGGGAGGAGGCCAGCGACGAGGACAGCCUCAGCUGAGACCCCACCCCCCGACCCCCCCCAGCGUCCUCCCUGAGACCCCUCCCCGCCCCCACCUGCGCACCUCCGCUCAGGGCUUGCCUCUGCCCUUGGGUCCCACCUCCUCCGCUUCCAUCUCCUCUUCCUCCUCUAUCGCUUCCUCCCCCCCUUGCCCUCCCUCCAUCACCUACCCCCCCUCUGUCACCUCCAUGCCCAUCACCACCUACAGCAGCUCCUCCAUCACCUCCUUGCCCUCCCCCUCCAUCACCUCCAUGUCCAUCAUCACCUCCAUCACCUCCUUCCCCUCCAUCACCUCCUCUAUCUUCUCCUCCUCCCCCUCCCUCACCUCCAUGUCCAUCAUCACCUCCAUCACCUCCUUCCCCUCCAUCACCUCCUCCCCCACCUCCUCCCCCUCUAUCAGCUUCUUCAUCACCUCCUCCCCUUCUACCACCUCCUCUAUCACCUCCCCCUCCAUCACC